Cladocopium goreaui is the source of this 4002-nucleotide messenger RNA. Lineage: Eukaryota; Dinophyceae; Suessiales; Symbiodiniaceae. The record is from the annotation of a GenBank genome assembly.
AUGUUGCUGAAAUCGGCAGCUGCUAAAUGGGAGCGGCUGCGAGAACAGUGGCAAAGCCGUUUCCCAUUGAACCCAGAGGAUCCUUCUGCAGGUUCUUGGCUGCAAGCUCGCAACUCUCCAUGGGGGGUGGGGUGCAAAGCAUGCCACGAAUGCGGUUGCGAGUCCAGCUUCGCGUCGUUUGGGGUUAAGACAGAAGCAGGGCUGCAGCUGGUGAAUUUCCAGAAGCAUGCCAACAACAUGCGCCACAAAGCCGCUGUGGAGAGUUAUUUGCUGGGGGACUUAGAUGCUGCAGGCAUCAACAGCGCGCCCAGCAAAACCGAGUUCCUGGAUAUUUUGGGUAGGAUUCAAAAAGGGCAGCCCACGUGCACCCAGAGAAAGGAGAAGUGCAUGACAUGGUGUUUAGCUGAAGCAAUGAAAACUUUGGAUCACAGGACCUUGGAGAAAGCAUCUGCUAUAGGCUUGUACCGGGACGAGCGCAAUGGCCGUGUGCUCGUACGUUGUCGUGCUGUUUCUGAAAGCUUGGAGGUUUGCUCUUUUGUCCUGGGCCAGGAACGCUUUGGUGGAACAGGAGCUAGGAAUUUGACAACAGCAACAGCAUCGAUCUUCAAGCGUGCUUGCACAAAGUAUGUGGCCCCACCUGGCAAAGAAGGAGUACUGAGCGAGUUGAAUGAUGCCCUGCAUGAGCACUUGAGAACAAGCGUCACUGCAAUCACCACAGAUGCUGCAGCAGACGAGACUCUCUCGGGUGAACUCAUGAGGUCAACUGUCGCAGGCAUUCGGGAGCUGACACCAAACUUGAAAUGGGUUCUGCGAGACAAAUGCCACGCUUCUAGAAGAAUAACCAGUCGGCCUUGGCACGCAGACGCUUUUCUUCAAGAAACUCUGAAAUACAUGGCUGGUGGCAGGGGAUCUGUGGCGAGGCUUCUACAACACAGUUCGGAAGUCCAGAGGAUUUUCUCAAGCUUCGCACAGGAUUCAGACGUUGCCUUGGCUAAAGUUGUUUCAAACUUUAGGUCAGCUCAGCAUCGGUUUGAGUCGUAUGCUAAGCCCUUGGGCAGAUCUUGCCUGUACCUUCACGCGGCCAUCCGCACUUGCUUGCAUCUGGCGAAGGCGCGGCAGGAUGCCACAGGGAAGCAGGCGCAAAACUGGCUUACAUGGAUCACUUCGGAGCGUGCGCUGCAAGCGGCCAUGUUGGCCGACGCGUCAGAUGCAAGCCUUGCUUUGACAAGACUGUUUGAUCAAGAGUGCAUGGAUCCUGCCAUGAUCAGGACAGAACUGAUUGCUUACAGAAGGCAAAUCCGGGCUCUAUUUGUGAAAGGGGAAUGUUUUAGCUGCUUCGGCUAUACCAAAACCAUGGCAGACCUUUUGUCGGAGCCCAUUGUGUUCCAGGCCAAAGAUCAAACUAAGUCUCUCGGCGAGACUGGCGGUGUAGCAGCAAGCAUUAAGGACUCUUGCUUGCACAGAAUGCAGGCUUGGGUCAAGCUGGCUGAAUCGGCCAUUGAAGCAGAGUUUCCUUGCUUCGAACUUGCCCAAGCAAUGACCGUCUUCGACCUUGAGCAUCCCACUGACAAUGCAGAGGAGUGUCUUACACGGAUUGCCACUGCUUGUGGACUUGACAAAGGCCUUCUGGUUGCACAAUGGGAAGAUGUGUACAGUCGCGCGCAAGUGCACUAUAGCAGAGCUUCUUCCCAAAACGAGAACCGAGCAGCUUGGUGCCGUGCCUUGCGCCUCCUGAAGCAGCACAUAGCGACAAAGAAGGCUCAUCCAACACAUGUUUUGGAGAAAGCUUUGCUUCACUAUUUCGUUUUUGGUGGCUCAUCCAGUGGCGUGGAACAGAACUUCAGCAAAACAGCUUGGUCAAUUUAUUCCCGAAGACAUUUUGCCACAGGUGAGUCAGAAGAGUUUGUGGCAAAGGUUGUUUUGGAUAGCCAUUUGUACGAUGAGACAGAGUUGGUUCACCUUGCUCGUUUGGCAUGGCGAAUGUGCUACGGACAACCACGACGACAUGUGGACGCAAGAGUUGACAAAGGCGUGAAGAGAAAAUUGAACGAUGAUCUCAUUGCUGGAAAGUGUCAAAGUGAAGCUUCUUUCAUCAGAAGGCGGCGAGCGGCUGCUGCGGCUGCUGCUGCCACACAGUCUCUUGAUGAGGAAAUUGCUGGGGUCUUGCCGGCAUGGACACAACAGCACGAAGCAGAAAAACAGUUUCAAAAACGCAAGCAGCAUUUGCGACAAGUACAGGCGAUGGCUGAAAAGAGUUUGCUUCCGUCUGAGAUGAGUUCACAACUUCAGGCUGAGGUUGACAUCUGCCGCAAGAAUCUGCAGAAAAAUGAAGAAGCCCGGGAAAAGAAACGCGCAAGGCUGCAAACUUUUGAUUCACAAACUGUUGCCGAUGUCGUGUCCCAAAUUGGCUCCGGCAAGGUUUAUUUACAUGCGGCUGCUUCGGCCACGGCUGCUGCUUCGGCAGAAAGUGAUCUGAAUGUCCAUGGUCUUCGCCGAACCCUCAUUGCAAAGGAAGCAUCUGCGAUCCUUUGCGACAUUCCCGGUGGCAUUUCAGAUUCACGGAUCAAGCUGAUAUCGGCUCUGAACGGUUGCUUUGAAUGCUCAUAUUCUUUCUUUUCUUCAGGACAGGGUGCGGUCGUGAAGUGGAAAGCAGCUGCAUUUUCUCAGAGAGCAGUGCUGGCGUCUGUGCAAUGCGCAACGCAGAACGCAGCAUUCUGGUCCUUUCUUCGCGCCAACCUUCCAGACAACCAUGCAUGGGUACUUCACAAAACAGCUGUCCAGAACUUGAAGGCUACCCAGUUGCAAUACAAAGCAGGCGUUGCUUACAUCGUUGUUACGGAGGAUGAAGUUCAACAUGCUGCAUUGUCGGGCGCCAAGAAUGUGCUCACUGGUCUCACGCGCUGUUUCUGCGGUCGGCUGGCUCGGCCGUGUAUUUGGCUGCUUCGGCCAAGAAAAUAUAGAAUAGCAAUGGUUGAAGAGCUUGCCAGUUUCCGAACACCAAAGAAAAUUUUGGUUGGAAGUGAUUUUUCUGGUUUGGAUAGUGCUUGGUUUGCUUUACAACGAUUGGACUUACCUGUGGAAUUGCAAUUCUGCAGCGACAGUGAUGAAAAGUGCAAGGCAUUGAUUCAAGGCAUCCAUAGACCGAAGCGUUUCCAUGAUGACGUGAUCAAGCGCAAACCUGGAGAAGAGCUACCUGUCCAUCUCUAUAUCUUCACGCCUCCUUGUCAAUCAUUUAGCUGCCAAGGAAAACGCGCAGGGAUCCAAGACGCGCGCGGUCGCGCCAUGAAGGGUUCUUUUGGUUACAUCAAAAGACGGCGGCCUCGUGUGGUGCUAUUUGAGAACGUUCCAGGCAUCUCGGAAAAAAAACACAAACCUGUGCUUUGUGGAAUGCACAAGGCUUUGAAGAAAUUGGGAUACAUCAUGUGGCUCAAGACUCUGGAUAGCUCAAAUUUCAAAGUGCCACAAAUGCGUCGACGGGUCUUCCUGGUUUCCAUUUUGAAGACAAGCUUGCGCAGAAAGUUUAAAUGGCCCAAAGGACAAGGCAAAAAGACUUUGUCUUCAGUUCUCGACCCAGCCAAGGAAAGUGACAAAGCUGGCAGGUUGCCCAGAAACCAGAAUGCUGCACGCAUGGCCAAACUUGCGUACAGCAAAGUGUGGGCCGAAGGAAUCGACGCAAGAAAGCAACUCGUUGCUGUAGAUGUGGGCUGCACUGAGAAGUAUUUGACCUUUGGAGUCGAUAUAUGCCGUACAUUGAGCCGAACACGAGCAGCCACAGGAGGUUUCUGGCUGAGUACUUUGGGCCGCAAGAUGUCCGUGACUGAAAUUGUUCGUGUCAACGGAAUGUUGGCAAAAGAGGUAGAAGGUUGCUUUGACUAUGUGUCGGAGAAAGACCUUUGUAAAAUGAUAGGCAAUAGCGUUCCCGUGCCACUGAUUGGAGAAAUCCUCCAGGAAGCCAUGUUUGCCGCAGGGUUGAUCAGCGUGAAAAAACAAUUUCCUUGCUAG